Geodia barretti is the source of this 2156-nucleotide messenger RNA. The record is from the annotation of a GenBank genome assembly. Lineage: Eukaryota; Metazoa; Porifera; Demospongiae; Tetractinellida; Geodiidae.
UUGUUGACUUUUAUGGAGGAAUUGACCUCCGCAGAGUUAGGACAAGUGUCCAGCGAAAUAGCGGACCGCUUCUUUAGAGCAGGCCUGCUGCUGGGCCUGGCGCCAAGCGAGCUAGACAGACUAGAAAUAGACGCGACGCGACAGGGUUGCAACGCCUGGCAGAAGAACAUGCAACUCCUCCAAACGUGGAGAGAGAGGACUUCAGCGGGAUCGGAGCGGUUAGAGUUGGCGAAAGUGUUGAAAAGACUCGGGAAAGGUCGUCUGGCGGUAAAGAUGCAGCCAUCCGUGAGAGAGUGGGAGCCGCAGUCGGUGCUGGAUCCGGCGAAGGACUCGCUAUCUGCCCUAGAGUUGGAGGAAAUCUCCCGCGAGGGGCGGGUGACCGAGUGCUGGAAUCAGCUCGCCGUGCACCUGAACGUGGCCGACAGUCGAGUCCGGGAAAUAGAGUCCAGGAUUGGCGAGGAACCGUCCGUAAAGGCCUUCCGUUGUGUCUGGGCGUGGAGAGAGGCGGGAGAAAAUGUCAGCAAGGCCAGCUUGGCCGAGGCCCUUCGGAAAGUCAACCUCGGCAGGCUAGCUUCCAGGAUUUACUCUGCACGCUAGAAAAGUACACACCUUUUCAAUAUUUCUCCACGUUGCAGUGUGUCUACGUUUUAUUUGGAAUUGAUAUACGGUAAAUGUAAUAUCGUGACGUCACAGCCGCUGGAUAAAGAGAGUAUAAAAGCAGCGGAAUUUUUACUCUUUUCAAGCUGCUGAUCGCGGCUCUGGACUGAGAGAUCAAUGUGUAUGAGGAUGCGUUGCUGUUUUUCGUAGGCACACUUCGCCCUUAGGCCGAGAGACCCGCGCAAUGGGUAUUAUAUUGUUUUUAGUAGAUACUAGUGCUUCUAUGAACCAGAGAACCUUUCUUGGUACGUGUUACCUUGAUGUAGCUAAAGGAGCGAUCGAUACUUUUAUGAAGUACCGUUCGCGAGAUCCUGCAAGUCGGGGGGAUAGAUAUAUGCUGGUCUCUUUCGACGAACCUCCAAAUGCCGUGAAGUCUGGCUGGAAGGAAAGCCACACAACAUUCGUCUAUGAACUCAAGAAUUUACAGGCAACCGGGCUUUCGUCGUUUGGCCGUGCCCUGAAAGAGAGCUUCCAAUUGUUGAAUCUUCACAGACUUCACAACUGUAUUGACAACUAUGGACAAGGACGAAACCCGUUCUUUUUGGAGCCAGCUGUCAUCAUCGCCCUUACCGACAGCGCAAAGCUGACCAAUGAGAUCACAGUCGAGGACGAGCUGACUCUACCCAUGGGUCCUGUUACCGAUGGCAGCGAGCUUACAAAAGAACCGUUCCGGUGGGACCAGCGGCUGUUUACAGUGUUGCUACGGUUACCAGGAAUGGGCGGAGUCGGUGCAUCGUCAAACAGUGUGGAAGUAACACAGUCAAACAUGGCGGAAGCUACUGGUGGGAAAUGCUACCUGGCCACUAACCAGAAGACACUAGUCCAGGCAAUGGAGAGUCUCUGUCAGAAGCUGCAUCCUGGAGUCGUCAUGCAUUUCCAGAAGAUAGGUGGCUCGUCUCCUAGCAACAGCCUCGCUCCAGGGUCAAAGGACAUCUCCCGGUCAAACACGCCCAUCGCUAUGGAAACUGACAGUGACAAUCAGCACCUGCAAAGGGAGACGUCACGUGACUCGGACAAGGUGACUCCGCCCCCCAUGGCGGACUCUGACCCCUCUGCCUGGCAUUCCACCAAGAAGAUGAUAUUUGUGAAGCCAAGUUCCAAAAACAACCUCCCCACAGGGUUCUGGCCCAUUCCGGAGUCUUUCUGGCCCGAUCCCAGCCUCUCGAAACUGCCACCGCGAGACGUCCAUCCAGUGGUACUGUUCAACACAGUCGACACCCAACCUAUGCUUGUGGAGAACUUCCCAUUCGACAAGUACGAGCUGGAGCCAUCUCCGCUGACACAGUUCAUCCUUGCCAAGAAGAACCCUCAUGUCUGCUGGCAGGUGUUCAUGGAAGACAGUGGGAAGGACCCAGGAAUCAUCCACCAGUUCGGCUACCUCAAAGCCAGCUCAAGUCCUUGCACACGUCACCUUUUGUGAUUGCCAUUCAACUAUUCUGCUCCUACUUCCUCUCAUCAGUAAGAUAUUCGUCCCAAUGUGCGGGAAAAUGUACUGAAAG